This is a messenger RNA of Coccidioides posadasii C735 delta SOWgp, 4995 nucleotides long. RefSeq lists its product as uncharacterized. Gene Ontology annotation, biological process: inositol phosphate biosynthetic process; inositol metabolic process. NCBI's taxonomy places the organism in Eukaryota, Fungi, Ascomycota, Eurotiomycetes, Onygenales, Onygenaceae. Gene Ontology annotation, molecular function: inositol hexakisphosphate kinase activity; 5-diphosphoinositol pentakisphosphate 1-kinase activity; diphosphoinositol pentakisphosphate kinase activity. Gene Ontology annotation, cellular component: cytosol. The record is from RefSeq and is a predicted model, not a curated record.
GCCGAACCCGCUGCGAUUAGCCAUGGAUUUCCUUGACACCUCACUGGCCAUGGCGUCUUGCUUUCGAAUUCAAAGAACAUCCCUGCCUGGACAAGAAUAAGGAAGUUUCCACGAGUCCUCCGCCUUUUCAUCCCGCUUCACCGCCUUAAGCAUUCCCCCAGCCCGAACGCCGCCAAUAUGGGUCUCACAGCUUAAGUCCGCUUUCGGAACCACAAUUUUGACAGCCCAGAUUCUCCCACGUACCUUCCGUAAGGUCCCCCGUCCCUUGGAGAAGAAACCGACAGAUAUUUUCAGCCCGAUGCUUUUCAUCAAGCCGUUUGCCAAUCAAGUGGCGGGUCAAUAGCGGAGAUUGCGUAUUAGAGCAGCAGAUCUGACAGCAAACACACGUGGAGUAGUGGAGUUGGUGGCGGAACUGUGACUGAAACCCCUUCACUGCUGUGAGAAGGGUCCAGCGAUCCAAACAGUUUUCCAGCCUAGAUAUAAAUACUCUCAAUCAGGAAGAAGGAAUAGAACCGUCUGGCCUUUUAACUUUCCACAGCACCUACCAUUGUUCCAUCGGGGAGCACAGCCUUGCUGAGCAGUUGAGGGUCUGUUCUCUCUGAGAUUGGCUGCUGCUGUCACCAAGACCCCCUAAUCACCGCCUGUGGUUGCUACUGUUCUCUGAGCGUGCCCAAACGGCGAUAUCAGGAUGGACAGCGACGACGUCACGGGCACGCAGCGCAGCGUCCCGUUGGCAGUCAGCUUUGGUGCUCCGGGCGCGCCAGGUGUGCAGGGGGAACCUGCUGCCAAAUCGGGUAUGCAAGGAGCCCCUCCCGCCACAUCGUCACGCGGUCUCGCUGCCUCCUCGUCGUCCUCCUCUUUGCUGUGCGACAACCCGCCAACGUCGACCGGAAUCGCCACUCCUCCAGGGAACCGGGAUCUACUGCCUUCAGACACGCUGGGCACAAGAUCCCAUUCCUCUGCUGGGCUGAUAGAACCAAGCAGCGUCGCUGGCAAGGGCGUUAUCUCGAAUGCUGCGCUGGAAGAUCCCGCUCUUCAUAAACCACAACGCAUCGUUGCUGAUCGUGAAGGCCACCGUGUUUCCUUUUCCUCACUCUACUCUCUCACUUCAAGCUUCUACUCUUCUGCAGCAGAUAAGUAUCCAAGCACUGCAGUAUCCAGCAUUGCUGGGUCCGUGAAGAGCAACAUGGAGGACUCCACAAAGCAGCCAUCAACGACUCUAGAGUCGGUGCGCGACUCCAAAGCACGCGUUGAGCCAUCUUCUAGCUCCACUGAUGCUGUACCAUCUACUUCCCCUGAAUCGGGAGCUCAGGCUCACGCUGCUUCUCCCCAACGAUCUGAGGCCGGGGAAGCCCUGGCUACGAAUUGGGUGUCCCGGCCUGGAAGAUCUUCGAGCCGGACUCCACGGCGGUUCAGUGGCAGUACCGGGGCAAGCAGUAUCAGUGAAGUGGAAUACAAACCCGCAACGAUUGGAAAGAUUGGUGUUUGUGCCCUGGAUAUUAAAGCUCGAAGCAAACCGAGUCAAAAUAUUCUCACAAGAUUGCAAUCGAACGGCGAAUUCGAGGUUAUUGUUUUCGGUGAUAAGGUUAUCCUUGAUGAAGACGUGGAAAACUGGCCAGAAUGUGAUUUCCUAAUCGCCUUCUUCUCAGAUGGAUUUCCGUUGGACAAGGCGAUUGCUUACGCAAAUCUUCGGAAACCAUUUUGCAUCAAUGACCUCCCAAUGCAAGAAGUCCUCUGGGACCGCCGACUUUGCCUUCGCAUCCUAGAUCAAAUGGGAGUACCGACUCCAAAACGAGUCGAAGUAAACCGAGACGGUGGCCCCCGACUUGCUUCCCCCGAACUUGCUCAACAUGUUUACAAUUUAACCGGAGUGAAACUGGAAGGCCCGGACGAUGGUACAGGUGGCGGGGCUCCUCGAACUCAAAGCGUUACCAUGUCCGAGGAUGGCGAAUCCCUUAUCGUGGACGGAAAGGUUUUUAGGAAACCAUUCGUUGAGAAACCAGUCAGUGGUGAAGACCACAACAUCCACAUUUACUUCCCUGAUGAUCAGCACUAUGGUGGAGGGGCACGUCGCCUCUUCCGAAAAGUUGGAAACAAAAGCUCAGAAUAUGAUCCAGAUCUGAAAAUCCCGCGAUCCAUCACUGAGCCUGAUGGGAGUUAUCUCUACGAACAAUUUCUCCGAGUUGAUAACGCGGAAGAUGUCAAAGCCUAUACUGUUGGCCCCGAUUUCUGCCAUGCUGAAACCCGCAAGUCACCGGUAGUAGACGGGGUUGUGCGUCGCAAUACCCAUGGUAAAGAACUGAGGUACAUUACAAAACUUACUAAAGAAGAAGCAACCAUGGCUACCAAGAUUUCGAACGGCUUUGGUCAAAAGAUCUGCGGUUUUGACUUGCUUCGUGUGCGCGAUAACUCCUAUGUCAUUGAUGUCAACGGCUGGAGCUUCGUGAAGGAUAACAAUGAUUACUAUGAUAAAUGUGCGAAGAUUCUUCGUGACAUGUUCAUCAAAGAAAAGCAGCGCCGUGAUGGAGUAUCGGAACCUUCCGGUAUGCAAUCGAGUGAAACCACUUCUCCGCGAAAGGGUAGUCCGGGCUCGCACCGCAGCGCAUUCAAGAGUAUCCUGAAAUCCCCCAGCAUGCUAGGUUUACAUAACCACGGAAGUAAAGGGCAUCCAUCUGUUUCCGGUGACGGCACCUUGGAUCGUCCACCAACGCUGGUCAGAUCUGAACCUUGCGCUGCUUCCCAUCAAGCUAAAAGUGUCUCUCCAUGCAAGAACAGCACACCGCCGCCCGCCAAUAUAGUUACACCAAAAGACGCUAGCCAUUCAAACUCGCAGGGUACACCACGGCCACCAUCGAAACACUCCUGGAAGCUAAAAGGCAUGGUGGCUGUGAUUCGGCAUGCGGAUCGCACCCCAAAACAGAAAUUUAAAUUUACUUUCCAUACCCAACCAUUUAUUGACUUGCUCAAAGGUCACCAGGAAGAGGUUGUGAUUAAAGGAGAAACCGCAUUGCGCAGCGUCUCAGAUGCUGUUGAUAUUGCAAUGAAGGAAGGAGUUGAGGAUGUCGCGAAACUUAAGCUUCUACGGGCGUCGCUGCAUCAUAAGGGUGCGUGGCCGGGCACAAAGGUGCAAAUUAAGCCAAUGUUUCGCCGACGCACGGCAGAGGAAAUGCGGAGGCACCAGGGCCCUACUGUUCCAGGACCGGAAAACCCAGUCGACAGUUCGUCUAAUGUUGAAGCCGUCGUUGAUGGUGAAGGAGAAAGCGAACGUCGUCCAGUGACGAGAAGCGAUUCUAUAUCGGGACCGACAUUUUCGCGUUUCUCUGCUGUGGAAAAUGACCUGAUUCUCGAUAAAUUGCAAUUAGUGAUUAAAUGGGGCGGAGAACCAACACAUGCGGCAAGAUACCAAUCUCAGGAUGUGGGCCUUAAUAUGCGAGAUGAUUUGAAACUCAUGAAUAAAGAGUGCCUAAACGAUGUCCGGAUGUUUACCAGCUCUGAACGUCGAGUUAGUACAAGUGCCCAAAUAUUUGCGUCCGCUUUCCUCGAUGUGAAAGAGUUGCCCGAUGAUUUCAUUCAAGUAAGAAAAGAUUUACUUGAUGACUCUAAUGCAGCCAAAGAUGUCAUGGACAAGGUGAAAAAGAAGCUGAAGCUUUUACUCCGUGAAGGGAACUCCGCGCCUCCCCAGUUUACUUGGCCUAAAGAGAAUUUUCCGGAGCCUUCUGUUGUGCUAUCCACCGUCGUUGAACUCAUGAAAUUUCACCGCAGUGUCAUGCGCCACAAUUUCAAACGUAUUGAACAAGCUCAAAAAGCAUCUGAGGGUGAUGCACCAAGUGACUCCCUCAAUGUAUCCGACAUUCAAGGUCGUUGGUGCGCUGGAGAAGACUCGCAACUUUUUAAAGAGCGGUGGGAGAAGUUAUUCAAAGAGUUCUGUGACACCGAAAAGGUUGAUCCGAGCAAAUUAUCAGAGUUAUAUGACAGCAUGAAGUUCGACGCCCUGCAUAACCGCCAAUUCCUCGAAUGGGUUUUCUUGCCUACCGAUGAUUUUGUCUACGAUGAGGAAGGACAUGCUGGUUUAAUGCAGCCUCUCGGAUCCAUCGAGGAUUCUUAUGAUUCGUACUUUAAACUUUACCCCGGAUCUACACCGUCAAAGCCAAAGAUUGAUAAACGACUCUCCAGACUGAAGCAGUUGUAUAAUCUCGCUAAAAUCCUCUUUGAUUUUGUCACCCCUCAGGAAUACGGGAUCGAAGAUGAAGAGAAACUCGAAAUCGGUUUAUUAACUUCCCUGCCUCUCCUUCGUGAAAUUGUGAUGGAUCUGGAAGAAGUACAAGCAUCCCCCGAUGCUAAAUCCUUCUUCUAUUUUACGAAGGAGUCGCACAUCUACACUCUCCUCAACUGUAUCCUCGAAGGAGGGAUUCAGACAAAGAUUGCUCGACGCGCCAUUCCCGAACUGGAUUACCUCUCACAGAUUUGUUUUGAGUUGUACGAGUCCAGGGACAGCGAGUCAGAGAAAUUCUCGUAUUCUAUUAGGAUUUCGAUUAGUCCUGGAUGCCACACUUUUGACCCCCUAGAUGUUCAGCUUGAUUCGAGGCACGCAAUCGGAUGUGCUCCAAGAAGAAGUCUUACGGCUCAUCAAGACUGGAAGAAAGUCAUCGAGACCCUGAAGGCCAAAUUCGAUACUGUCAAAUUGCCCAAGUCCUUCAUUGCCGUUAACCUCAGCGAUAAGCACGCGGCAGCUAGACGAGGUGACGAAGAGACGAGUUAAAUUGUUUUAGUAUGUAUCAUACUGGGAGGCAUUCCUGUGAAAGGAAUUUCUUUGGUGUAGUGUCUGGUUGGGUUUGUUUUUGUCCUUUCCAAGAUAGAGCUCUAAUAGACGAGAAUACGGUGGGAGCUACGUGAGCGGAGACUAUGUUUAUCGGUGUUUAUUCGAAGAUGUGUAUCAUUAUCUUCCAUAGCACAGUGCGUAUUAAUAUUAGACGGUAUCAUUAUUGUUUCUAUUAG